AUGUCACAUCCGGCUGCAAGCAUCAAAUCUAUCUUCAGCGGGAAGGUCAAUUUGACCGACUCUGGGUUGGCUGAUGUGAGUGACUGUAAUGAUGGUUCUGGUUCUUUUAGAGAUACUACCCAAAGCGAAACUUCUGAGCUUACUGGGGAUUUGGCUAGGAAAAUUACCAGCACGAAGAGUUACCACUCAGACGAUGAUCUUUAUUCAGAGCUGUCGUACCAUGAACUGCCCACCAACAACCAGCUUAGGAACCCUGCCCCUUUAAUAAGCACUAACGCUGCUAGUGAUAACGACAAUUACAGCGUGAGUUCCAGAAACUUGAAGCUUAUGAUGAUGCAAAAGGGCGAAGUUUACGAUCCACAUAACUCCUCCACGAAUAUAUCAUUGGCUUCUAGCGGGAGCGACUAUCAGGCACCUCUACCCAAUGAUACUGCGACGUGCAAUAGCGAUAACAACAGCCAGAAUGGGGCAUUUCUUAGUGAAAGUUUUUCCAGACCACUCUCCAGAAACUCAACCACUUCCUGCCUCUCCACAACCGCUACCAAAGAUGGCGUUGAAGGCAAGAAGCUACAUCGCCAUGGACCUACCCCAUACUUUUCCAGCGUGAUUGCUAACAUGCUCCAGCAGCAGCAGAAUCAACAACAGCAGCAGCAACAACAACAGCAACAACUAUCAAACCCACAAGAUCGCCCGAAUGAUAACCACCAUACCUUUAACCCACCCCAACCGCCUCCGAAUGAGACUGCCAACCCUCAUCCACGGAAGCAACAGACCGCUGUUCCUGAUCUUGUAGCUCUGCCAGUUGAUGACUUUCUGAGCGUUAUCUCACAGGCGAAUGGAGAGCAAGGUAACGAGCAGCGGGUGAAUGAUUACGACUCCUUAGGCCUUCCUCCAGUGACAUUGAAAGAGAAGAUGAUGUUGCUCAACCCAGACCUGACAAGGCCUUGA
This is a messenger RNA of Candidozyma haemuli, 948 nucleotides long. RefSeq lists its product as uncharacterized. The record is from RefSeq and is a predicted model, not a curated record. The transcript has a single exon. Bases 1 to 948 code for a protein of 315 amino acids. Lineage: Eukaryota; Fungi; Ascomycota; Pichiomycetes; Serinales; Metschnikowiaceae.